GCGUGUUGUAUCCCAGAAUGCCAAUCUGCAUGAUUUCUGACGUCACUGAUGUCGUAGAGCGAAAACUGGAAGGCCGGGCCAGGAAAGUUCUUUACCUGCUAGAAGCCACGCAACAACAGUUAAAGGAAAGCUGUUAGGAAUCACUUUGGAAAGAUCAAGUAUGGACUCACAAGAAGGGAAUGGCCAUAUUCAGAUGUCAAGCCCAAAGAAGGACAAAUGGGUGGUUCCAAUUUCAGUUUCAGCAGAGCAUACAAUGAACCCAAUCAGGAGGAUAGUUGAUCAAAUGAAAAUUGAGCCAAAUCCUGAGUAUGAAUUCAUCUCCGUAUCUAUUGGUGACCCAACUGUUUUUGGUAAUUUAAAUCCUCCUCAAGAAGCUGUUGAUGCAAUUGUGGAGGCAACCAUUUCAGGAAAAUAUAAUGGCUACUUGCCAGCAGUUGGACUUUCAGCUGCAAGGGAAGCUGUUGCAAGAUUUGAGUCUACCCCAGAAGCUCCACUAACAGAGAAGGAUGUUAUAAUAGUGUCUGGAUGUUCUGCUGCUAUUGAAAUGGCAAUGCGGGUUUUGGCAGAUCCAGGUGAUAACAUUCUCAUUCCAAAUCCUGGGUUUUCACUCUACCGAACCAUCGCUGGAGCAGAAGGGUUUGAAACACGCUUCUACAGGCUACUUCCAGACAGGGGUUGGGAGGCAGAUCUAGAACACUUGGAAUCUCAAAUCGAUAAAAGGACACGCUUUAUUCUCGUGAAUAAUCCUUCAAACCCAUGUGGUUCUGUUUACAGCAAAGAGCAUUUGUUGCAGCUUAUAGGAAUUGCUGAGAGACAUCGUCUUCCUAUCAUUUCUGAUGAGAUAUAUGCCUACUCGGUUUUCAAAAACGAAACGUUUUAUCCAAUUGCAAGUCUGACAACAACUGUCCCAGUCUUGGCACUUGGUGCAAUUUCGAAAAGGUUUCUUGUUCCUGGUUGGCGAGUGGGCUGGAUUUUGGUUCAUGAUCGUAAUGAUGCUUUCAAAGAUGUGCGCUCUGGCCUAGCUGAUUCGGCUACCAAAAUAUUAGGUCCUUGCGCUAUUAUUCAAGGUGCUCUCCCAUCGAUUUUGGCAAAUACACCCAAGUCCUUUUUUGACGAGACUAUGCGUUAUAUCGAGAAAAAUGCUGAAAUCUGCUACUUGAAUCUGUCUAUGGUGCCCGGCCUCAAGCCUGUAAAACCACGAGGGGCAAUGUACAUGAUGGUUGGAAUCGAUGAAUCCCUGAUGAAACAUGUUAAAGAUGAACUUGAUUUUACACAACGAUUGGUGUCUGCUAAAUCGGUCUUCUGCCUUCCCGGAUCGUGCUUUGGUUAUGCAAACUUUUUCCGGAUUGUACUCACACCACCCGAAGAGAUGCUGAGAAAGGCCUGCGAACGCAUUGGACAAUUCUGUCGCGAAAUUCUUGGACCUGAUGCUCAGAACGGUACUGAAAAUUCCCACUGACUUUGACUCCGUUCUGAGAAAAUGCACUUAGUGAUUAUGGAUGUACGCGCGUCAUUCAUAGCUUGUCGCGAAUUCUCGAGAAUGCUUCUUUGUACCAGGUUUUCACAUUUAGCGUUAAGGAUGAUCUGAUUUCAGAUUUAAAGAAACUAUAUGACAUCAUAACCAGGUCUUGCCUAGGAAGGGGACGUCUGGAAAAUAAUACCUUUUGUGGUGACUGCCGCACAAUUGUCGGCAAAUUCAAAUUUUUACACCCCCUGUACAAAAGGCUCUCAGUGUCCCAAUGAGCCGAAUGGCUUGAAAAUAUUUUUCUGAUUUACAGGUUGCCCUAAGCAUAUUGAAAUACUUCUUGGACUACCUCAAGCGAUUAGCGUUUUAAUUGCAAUGACAGUGUAGAGGUCAUGAAAAAUAUCCAAUUCGUGAAAAAUUAUUGCUAUGAAUGAUGCGCUUUUAAAUCCAGUAUUUGUAUUUAGACGCCAAAAGUACAUCUCAAUAUGUUAUUGCAAGCAAUGCACAAAAUUUUUAUUAUUUUAGAAUUUCAGAUAAUUUAUAGUUCCAAAGAAAAAGUACGUAUUAGUUAAGUAGAAAAACUUCUCCCAGUGCUUAAGUAACCUUUAAAUACAUAAGAAUCCUUGCCGAAUUAAUUGAAUUUUUAUUCGAUUACCAUUGCCUCUUUAUUACGAGAAUUUUAAAUUUCCCCUUCCAUUUCCGUCUUCCCAUAUUGCUGUUCUAUUUU
This is a messenger RNA of Rhopilema esculentum, 2192 nucleotides long. Lineage: Eukaryota; Metazoa; Cnidaria; Scyphozoa; Rhizostomeae; Rhizostomatidae. The record is from RefSeq and is a predicted model, not a curated record.